AUGUCGAACCCACGUUCGUUGAAGCGGCAGCGUAUUUACCGCGCCUGUGAUCAGUGCCGUCGACGCAAAUCCAAGUGUGAUGGAGAACAGCCCGUAUGCUCCAUCUGCAGCCAGGCCAAUCGGGCCUGUACCUACGAGACAGGUGGAGGUCGACGUGGGCUUCCAUCUGGCUACGUGCGCAGCCUGGAGAUGUUUCUGGGUUUAAUGCUGAAACAUGUUCCGAACAGCGAGAGUACAAUGCAUAACUUACUCCGAGAUUUGCGGGGGAAUGACAACUUCCUCACGAGCAAGCUUGGGCGCCAGUCGGUUUCAAUUUGGCGAAAGUCCAAGCUCCACCGAGAUGUAUCCCAAUUACUCACCUUUGGACCCGAGGAUGGUGCUUUCGAUGAUCAGGAGUGGGAACCGGCAGAGCCGCGGGACGACGACGAGCCUCUGGACGUUCAUGACACCACACUGUCAAAUCCAGAACACAGCAUACCUCAGACCUUUCAAGAGGUUUCGAAAUCAAUACAGCCUCAAGGACUUACUGGAUUUCAGAUACCAGACAAUACAUCAGAUCUGGUGGAAUUCUACUUCGCUUAUACCCAUUGCUGGUUUCCUAUACUUGAACGCCGUUCGGUCCUACGCGCCAUGCACCAGGGCAAUGGCCAUACCUCUGGAGACUCUUCAUCUCGCCUGGUACUGUGGUCGUUGAUUAUUUAUACAUCUGCUAUGAAAGGAAUUUCUAACAAUGGAGCGCCCCACUUGUUUUCUCUUCAACUCGCCAUUGAGCAACAGAUUCUGGCGCAUUGGGACAAUCUGGACCUGGGUCACAUCCAAGCCAUGUUGAUUAUUGUUCUAGUGCAUAUCGCCAUGGGUAAUAAUAGCCAAGCAUGGUUAGUCGUUGGCCAAGCCACGAGGAUGCUAGCCACCUUAUCCUUGGCAACAGAGAAGGGUCGCUUGAGUCACACCUAUAAUGGGUGUGUCCUUCUAGACAACGUUUUGUCGGCCUUGCUGGGCCGGACUCCUAGUUUCUCUCAAGAAGAGCAAUUAGCAUGUGGGCCGGUGGAAGAAGAUGAUGUGGAAGAGUGGGAUGUUUGGUCUCCUUCUCGUCCUGGUGCGGGCUCCGCAGGACGGAGAAUACCGUCCACUCCAUUGCGAGCAUUAAGCACGUUCAACCUUGUCCAGCAGCUCAUGCAAAACUUAUGCCAAAUAUUAUAUCAACCCUUGGAUGACUCUCGCUUUGCAGAUCUUCUGGAAGACUUACGACAGAUAAAAAGCAUAAUUUCACGAAGCCAUUCCUACAAAAGACGAUCUCAUGCCAGUCCUCCUCUUCUGAUUCUUCACCUUACAUCUUCAUUCACAACAAUUUCAUUGUUUCAUAAGUUUGAGCCAGUCUCGCCCGUGAUCAAAGAUCUAUGUGUCAGCACCAUUCAUCAUCUGCUCGACACCCUUGAUCAUUAUCGUGAGACGACCGGCACAGUCGGCUCCUCGCCGCUCACCCUUUGCUUUGCACUCCAAUGCCAAAAGUGUCUCAAUCUCUCAGACCUUCCCGAGAAGGAAGAAUUGCAAAAUCGCAUUUCCAAACAUUUGCGUCCUCUCAAGACAGCCAAUUACGAUUGGAGUGAUAAUCUUCAAUAUUUGACCCCCAUGCCCUCAAGCGAACAAAGAAUGCGGCCACCAGGAAGCCUGAAUGGCUCAGUGCCGGCACCUAGCAUGGAAGAUAUAACUAAUUCGACUAGCUUGACUGCCUUCCAGCCUCAACAAUCAUUAUCAGUCAUGGGUAUGCCAAGUCUCUCGGCAACCGCCGAAUUCCCAACAUCGCACUCUCUUGCAAGGACAGGCGACGCUGAAAUAUACGAUGCCUUGUUUGAGGAAAUGGUCGUCUCAUUUCCUACCAGCAGACAAGAGCCUUCUUUCGCACAAAAUCUGGGUUUCUACGAUGGAGACCUGGAUACGGACUUCCUGGCCCAAUUGCAACAGCUACCAGCAAGCUGA
Molecule: messenger RNA, 1977 nt
Organism: Penicillium pulvis
Lineage: Eukaryota; Fungi; Ascomycota; Eurotiomycetes; Eurotiales; Aspergillaceae
Product: Zn(II)2Cys6 transcription factor
Exons: 2
Coding region: 1-1977 (658 amino acids)
Biological process (GO): positive regulation of transcription by RNA polymerase II; DNA-templated transcription
Molecular function (GO): zinc ion binding; DNA binding; DNA-binding transcription factor activity, RNA polymerase II-specific
Source: RefSeq, a predicted model, not a curated record